Messenger RNA from Syzygium oleosum, 4023 nucleotides. Its product is annotated as disease resistance protein L6-like. Gene Ontology annotation, molecular function: ADP binding. The transcript has 4 exons. Lineage: Eukaryota; Viridiplantae; Streptophyta; Magnoliopsida; Myrtales; Myrtaceae. The record is from RefSeq and is a predicted model, not a curated record. Bases 1 to 4023 code for a protein of 1340 amino acids. Gene Ontology annotation, biological process: signal transduction; defense response.
AUGAAAAGAAAAGAACCCCCUCAUUCAGAAAAUCCAAUAUACGGGGCGUCUUCCUCAUCAACCUUUCCACAAGUAGGUGAUUAUGCAGGCAGAACCAAAAAGCCAAAAGGAAAAGACUAUGAAGUGUUCUUGAGCUUUAGAGGGAAAGAUACUCGUAAAGGCUUUACCGAUCAUCUCUAUACUAGUCUUGUCGAUGCAGGAAUUAAUGUGUUUAGAGACAACGAUGAGCUCCGUGUUGGUGAGGAGUUUGGUCAGGAACUUCUCUACAGUAUUAUGCAGUCUAAGAUCUCGAUACCGAUUAUCUCGGAGAACUAUGCUUCCAGCAAAUGGUGCCUUCGCGAGCUGGCACAGAUGUUGGAGUGCAAGAGAAUCAGAAGGCAAAUAGUGUUGCCCAUUUUUUACAAAGUGGAACCCUCACAGGUGCGACAUCUUACUGGGAAAUUGGGAAAUGCUAUCAAAGCACAUAAAGAGAAUUUAGACAAAAUGGUUGUGAAGGAAUGGGAAGAGGCACUCAAAGAAGUGGGUUCCUUGAAAGGAUGGGAAUCAAAGAAAAUUCAUAAUGGGUACGAGGGAGCAUUGGUUAAAAUUGUUGUUAGAGAAGUUAUUAGUGAGUUAAAAAGAACUUUCCAGCUAAUUGUUCCUAAAGAGUUGGUUGGCAUUGAUGAUCAUGUGGAAGAGAUUAUGAGCUUGAUAGAUGCUAAAUCUAAUGAUACGAAGAUUAUCGGAAUUUAUGGAAUGGGUGGCAUAGGCAAGACAACUCUUGCAAGGGUCCUGUACAACAAUCUCUCAAGUUGUUUUGAACAUCUCAGCUUUGUGGCAAAUAUUCGAGAAACAUCUCUACGUAGUGGUAUUGAAUGCAUACAGAAGCAACUUAUUGAUGAUGUACUAAGAAGUCCAUAUGAUGUGUCCAAUGUUGACGAGGGAAUCACUAUCAUCAAAUCUCGAUUUACAAGUAAGAAAGUCCUCAUUUUUCUUGAUGAUAUGGAUGAUAAUGCUCACUUGAAUGCUUUGGUUGGAGAUAGUAGUUGGUUUAAGGCGGGAAGUAUAAUCAUCAUAACAACUAGAAACAAGAGUAUUCUUGAAGAGGCCGGAGCAGGCCAUAUGUAUCCACUCAACGAGUUGCCUUUGGAGCAAUCAUUGAUUUUAUUUAGUAGACAUGCAUUUGGAAAGGACUCUCCAUGGAGCGGUUAUGAGGUUUUCUCUCGUGAUAUUGUAUCUACUACUGGGGGGCUUCCCUUAGCUCUUGAAGUUAUAGGUUCAUCGUUACGUAACAAGGGAGAAGAAGUGUGGAAAGAUACAUUAAAGAAAUUAAAGAACGUGCCUCAUAAGAAAGUGGCAGAGAAGUUGAGGAUAAGUUAUGAAGCAUUAGAUUACGAGGAGAAACAAAUAUUUUUGGAUAUUGCAUGUUUUUUCAUUGGAUCACCUAAACAAAGUCCGACUUAUAUGUGGGAUGCUUGUGGUUUUUUCCCGGGGAAGGGGAUUGCAACAUUGAGUCUUAUGUCCCUAAUUAAAAUUGACAAAGACGGCCAUUUCAUGAUGCAUGAUCAACUGAGAGAUCUUGGAAGGGAAAUUGUUCGACUAGAAAAUUUAAAGGAGCCUCAAGAGCGUAGCAGAUUUUGGAUUUAUGAGGAAGCCGUUGAUGUGCUUGAUAGCAAUAAGGGCACUAGCAAGAUUGAGGCCCUUCGGCUUGACAAAAAUGGCUCGGGAAAAAGGUACACAGGUGAACAAUUUAAAGAAUUGACCAACUUGAGGUUUCUUCAUGUAAAGAAUGCAAAUCUCAUUGGGGAUUUCCAAAACUUGCUUCCACAAUUAAGAUGGCUUUGGUGGGAGGAUUGUCCCUUGCAUGUCCAGAUAGCCAACUUUCAUCCGAAGAAAUUACUCGUGCUCGAUUUGUCGUGGAAUUUUAUUUCGGAGGACUGGAGAGGAUGGGGUCUAUUCAAGAUGUCGACUGAGCUCAAAGUUCUCAAUCUCACUGGUUGCCCAUUUCUUAGAAGAACUCCCGACUUGUCCACUUUCGAAAGCUUGGAGAUUCUGAUUCUUGAAGGAUGUUGGGAUCUAGAAGAGAUUCAUCCUUCUAUUGAAGACAUCAAGACCCUUGUCUCCUUAAAUGUCGGGAGAUGUAGGAAACUGGAGGAAUUACCGGCAGGAUUAGGUAGAAUGAAAGAAUUAAGGGAGCUUCUCUUAGAUCAUACAGCUAUACGAGAUAUUCCUAUUUCAAGAGGUUGUUUGCUGAAGCUAAAGACUCUACGUGCCUCAUCUUGUGAAGAACUUGCUAAACUUCCAGAAUCUACCGGCUACCUUUUGUCAUUAAUUCAGCUGGACUUAUCUUAUUCACAGAUUGAAGAAUUACCUGAAUCCAUUGGUUUUCUGAUGAAGCUUGAGACUCUUGAUGCCUCUAAUUGUGCGUCAUUAGCCCUCAUUCCUAGCUCCAUUGGCCAUCUAACAUCUCUGCAGCGCUUGUUAUUACAGGGAUGCCGCUCAUUGAGAGAGAUCCCUGACUCGAUUGGAAAUUUGGCAUCAUUGACUGAACUAGAUUUAAAAUUUACAGCAAUUGGGGAAUUGCCCGAAAGCAUUGGGACUCUGCAGAAUUUGAGGAUCUUGGACAUUCUUGGAACUCCCAUUACAAAAUUGCCUGGUGCCAUUACAAUGUUGGCAAAACUCCAAGAGUUAAGUGCUUCAAGAUGCAAAAACAUGGAAGGAAUACCUAGUAAUAUAGGUGAGCUGGUUUCGCUAAACAAGCUUGAUUUAGACAAGUCAGCCAUUGCAGGCUUGCCGAAAAGCAUUUUUAAGCUCUCUUCUCUCCAAAACCUCAACGUUCGAUGUUGCGAAAAGCUUCGAGAAUUGCCAGAACUACCCUUUGGCUUAACAGCUCUAGGUAUCACCUGCCAGAGUCCGGCAUUGCCACAUCUUUCCCAACUGACCCUUCUCAAGGAACUCACAAUUUCUGAUUGCCCUUGGCUUGAACGUCUCCCAGAGCUUCCUGUUGGACUAGCGGUGCUAUAUAUUGCACGUUGCGCAAAAUUAAAAGCGCUGAUGAAUUUAUCAAUCUUGAAGCACUUAUUUGAAUUGAUUCUUGACGAGUGCUUUGAGCUAACAGAAGUCCCCGGCCUGGAAGGUUUGCAAUCCCUAUCCAACCUGCAUGUACAGCAAUGCCCCAAGAUAUGUAGGCUUGACCUGAGAGGCUUACACAUCGAUGAGGUGUUCCCAGAUUCCUCGAAGUUAACGAGCCCAAAGGUAACUCAGCUUGAAGGAUCGCUAGAUGAAAUUCAAGGUCUUGGUGGAUCAAAAUUCUUGCAAAUGUUGGAUAUCCCUGACUGCACGGUCGCUGGACAAUCUCUAGACCUUUCAAGUUCUAAAUAUCUCAGGGAACUACUGGUUACAAAUUGCAAAAGUCUAACUGAAAUUCGAGAUCUUAAUAGAUUAGAGUCCUUAGAAGUUUUGGAUAUCUCCGGGUGCACGUCCCUGAGACAAUCACUGGACCUGUCAAAUUUAAGGCAUCUAUGGAGAUUCUCUGCUGAAAAAUGCGAGAACCUAGUUGAAAUUCGAGGCCUUAACGGAUCAGAAUCGUUGAGUUAUUUGGAUAUUUCUGGGUGCACAUCCCUUAUACAAUCACUUGACCUGUCCAAUUUAAGGUGUUUGUGGAAAUUUUGUGCUGCAAACUGCAAGAACCUAGUUGAAAUUCAAGGUCUUGAUGGAUUAGAAUCCUUGAGAGAUUUGGAUAUUUUUGGGUGCACGUCCCUUAGACAAUCACUGAAUCUGUCAAAUUUAAGGUGUUUGUGGAAAUUCCGUGCUGCAAACUGUGAGAACUUAGUUGAAAUUCAAGGCCUGGAUGGAUUAAAAUCCUUGGGAGAAGUGGAUAUUUCCGGGUGCACGUCCCUUAGACAAUCACUUGACCUGUCAAACUUAAAGAAUCUGCGGAAAUUUAGUGCCGCAAACUGUGAGAACCUAGUUGAAAUACGAGGCCUUUAUGGAUUAGAAUCCUUGAAAGAAUUGGAUAUUUCUGGGUGCACGUCCCUUAGAUAA